ACUGGCAGGAGCAUUUGAACUUCGGCCCUGCUGCAUUCAACAAGGUGGUGGCAUUGGUUCCACACACGUAGCAGCGGCAGACGUUCGCGUACAGCGUAAGCUAAUAACCGUCCAGCUACACAGGUUGCACAGCUUGUUCAUUGUGCUCACCGGUAGUUUGGAAAGUGUGAAAAGAAUGUGAAAUUCCAAAUGUCCAUGAUGAGUGGUGUCUAAAACGAAAACCAAAACAUAAACCAAAUCAGUGUAAAACAUCCAUCCUUCGGGAUGUGACAAGUGCAAACGUAUAUACACAGGCCAAACAACAACAAAAAAACCCAAUCCCGGUCUAAUCCGGGAUUCGAUGCGUAUUCGUAAUGUUUCACAAAUCCACCUUUCUGAAGGGUGCUGGUGCUGCCGCAACGGCACUGUGUCCCGGUGGUGGUACCGGCAGCAUAGGCCCGACAGGAGGUUCUUGUUCGACCGGUACCAACGGUUCGAUGGGUGAGAAGCAACGAUUCCGCAAGAUGAACAUACUGCUGCCACCGGUAAAGCUGUUCACCAAGCGGCGAUGUUACCUUUGCAUUAAGAUUGCGGUACUGGUCGUUGUGUUCGGCCUGUACUUUAUGUUGCUGCUACGGGAAUCGAUGAGUGCCCUGACGGGUUCCUCAUCUUCCUCAUCAGGAUCUUCCGCACCAUUCGCGUCUUCGUCAUCGAUGCCUUCGUUUGCGGCACUAACAUCGCGUGGUGGUGGCAUGCUGAAAAAGGCUGGCAGUAAGCUGGAUGAGAUGCGCGAUAGGCGACAGGGUGGUCGGGUUGCGGGCAGGCACGGUAAUAAUGCUGUCGGUGCCGAGGGACGGUUAGCUCGACCAUUAAAGAUGGUUGCCGCAGGCGGUAAACAGCGGCACCAGUUCCCACCGCAGCAGGCACCAGCGGCCGAUGGUAGCAACCAUUCUACGCUGAAUCCGGUGUACGAAUAUUCGGACGAGAUGAAUGCCGCCGCCGAGACGGACUUUAACGAGCGGCGCAUGAUGCUGUGGAACGUUUGUGCCGACCAUCGUAUCAUCGGCAAGUAUCCACCGAAUGCGUGGGAAUUUUUCAUCUCUCCUGGCCAUGGCAUCGCGUGGUGCAACAUCUUCAAAGCGGCCAGCAGCACAUGGAUGUAUUAUUUCAACAUACUCGGAGGAUACAGUGUGCAGUACCUGCAGCGUACGAAGGCAUCACCGAUCGAUUUGGCAAGGAAACGCUUUCCACGACCCACCGCUAACGAGCUGAACGAUUACAUCUCCAACACGAUAUCGUUCCUUAUUGUCCGGGAGCCCUUCGAGCGGUUGCUUUCGGCCUAUCGCAACAAGCUGGAAGGAUGUCGCAACAAAUACUACAAACUGCUCGGUGAACAGAUCGUCAAGAAGUUCCGGAAAACACACCCACUAAAGGGAGCGAAAACACCACACGGUCCUACGUUUCGUGAGUUUCUCGAAUUUCUCGUAAGCCAUUACCGUUCUGGUGGACGCUUCGAUGAACACUGGAGCCCCGUAUACUCGUUCUGUACGCCCUGCAGCAUCAACUUUACGCUUAUCGCCAAAAUGGAAACGUUCCAGCGGGAUAGUGAGUACAUCAUACGGCAGGCCGGACUUGAAACGCUGCUGCUAAACAAAAUGCCCCGCUACAAGGCACGCUGGAUAACGAAUCGAUCGGCAAGCGAUACCCGAAAUCUUAUACCAAGAUAUUUCGCACAAAUCGACGAGAAACUGCUCACGGAUGUGUUGGAAAUCUACCAGCUAGACUUUGAGCUGUUUGGAUACAACAGUACCAAGUACUACAGCUACGUCCAAUCGCCCGACUAUGGAUAGCAAACGUUCGGAACUUGAGUGGCAAAAGUUGGAAGAGCAGAUUACUUAAAAGACUAAGCAAAACCAAACCAAACAAAACAAGCUGGCAGUGAACAAUACCACCACGUGUAGAUCCCGUCGAAGCGUAGCUAAUGCCGACCGGAAAUAGAUUGUUUGUUUGUGUGUGUGUGGAUGUGUGCGAGUGUCGAUAGAAAAAGAAAAACCCGCGUAGAAAAUUGUUUUAGGAGUCACCGAGAUUAAUGUUUUCCUUAUACAACAACCAAAAAACAAGUAUACACCGAUAUAUAUUAUAUAUAUAUACACAACAAAACACACAAAUCUUCAUUUAGUGUGGGAAGAAAAGCUAAUGUAACACGGUCGAAAACGAAUGAUAACACAGAGUAAGAGUGCAUCCUCUACAUCUUGGAAUAGUUGGACUAGUUCUAUCUUCGUAUACAGUUACAGACACUUACUAAUCGUGAUAAAGUAGUUUGUCGUACAUUUUGUGUUAGCGAUUCACCGCUAGUAAAUUUUAUAUUUAGUAAGAAACGUGCAAAAAAACAAACCUUCCUUUUGAUCGGUUUUAGGUAAAUUAGGUUAAAAGAUAUGGCACUGAUCUAGGGUACAAGGAUAAACUAUAGUGCAGAAUUAUUUAGCAUACACUCCAUUAUUGCCGCAGGAACGGGAUAGAUACACGCAGGACAUACACUAAUGUACGCGCGCGCGCGAGAGAGAGAGAGCUUACGGAUUUCCGAUAGUGAACAUUUUACCACCGGACAAAACGCAAAACCUGACAAAGAUAACGAAAGCCCAAAGCAAGAUAGUUAGCAAAUGGUAGCAAUAGUAGAGAACCGAUUCAAUAACUGAGAUCAACGUAAUUAUUUGUUGCUUGUUCCGCAAAAGUACGAUUUUAAAUUCACAAUCUUUUUGUUCGUUUGUAAAACGAUGCUUCAUUUCAUAUUAGAUAAAAAGUGUAAACGUGCCCAACAGAACCCAUUAGUAGUUGGAAACAGAAAGUCCCCCGUCGAGGUUCAUAAGUGCCAAAAGUGAACGUAAAGAAAUAGCGAGAAACCUGCGAUGAUCACGUGCUGUAUUGUAAGGGGAAGAUUGUGCUAAGAGCCGGUUGUUGUAAUACGAACGAAUGGACACAUUACACAGGUUGGUAGUUGAGUAGAGCGAACACAAACACAAAACUCCCUUUAAGCGCACAACAAAAAACAAAACGAGACGAUACAGAGUUAUAUAAGAAUAUGCUGUGAAAGUAGUGUAAAAGAUAACUAAUCUUUCCAUCCUCCAUAUGCGAUGAACGAACUGGUAGUAAGCAAUGUAGCACGGAGACAGAAAAAACGGAUAAGGAAACAUAUUUUCCCCUUAAAUAUCUCUUCAUACGGAGCACUGCUUUGCUCCCGGAGAAGGGAGUUUAUCCGGCAAAACAGAAAGGUACGUCUAGAAUAGUGACGAAAUAUUUACACCCAAGAACUCGAUUGUAAUGCACGGUAAAAUAGGAGAAACAUUGUUUGAUGUUACCUAGUGCGCCAUGGAAAAUUGUAACAAGAGAAACCUUUUACUGGAUGCGAAAAAAAACCGCGAAGAAGAGACUAAUCGUAGACUUCCCUUGGGAAAGCGAAUGUAGUGAACGCGAAAACAAAACUAGCGCGAGCGUGGAUGAUUUUGAUAAACAUAUUUAACAAACGUUCGGAAACUUAAACAAGAAAAAGAAAAACAAAUCAAAAUUCUAAAUUUUGACCCGUAUGUACUUGAUUUAUGUCUUUCUUUUCCACCAAGACAAAAAGAAAACGUUUAAAUGAAAAGAACUCAUAUUCUUAUCCGUGUAACCGUGUAGCUAGAUGCGCAACGAGAAAGACAGAGUGCGAGAGAAGAAGAAUUUGAUAGGGAAAGCCAAAACACAAAAACAUAUUACUGGAUUGUAUAAGAAACACAACAAAAAUGAAGGCAAGUUUGCAAAGGUAAACCGCAGAGGGUAAAACAUAACAAAACCAACCUUGAUGCUAGUGACUAUAUAAACACUACACGUUAUACACAUAUAUAUAUAGAAAGCAAAAAGAAGAAAGAAAAAAAAAACAACAUUUACAACCCUCUAUCUUAAUCAAUUUAACACUGUUUCACAACAAACAAAAAAAGGAACGGAAUAACAUGAAAUAAAUGAUUAUUAGUACCCGCUGUAAAGAUGUUUGACAUACAGGAAAAGAAAAUAGGAAAAAACAUUACCAACAUGUAACGAGAACAAUAUGAAACAAGAAAAUUUCACUAUCACACCAUAGUAGAAUGAGGUAACGUACGGAAUGAGGCACAUAAACAACAAACAUCAACUAUAAUAUUUAUAAAUCUUCUUUUUUCGUAUGAUCACACGCAUACGAAAUGAGAAACACCAGACAGCUUACAAACAGUAAGAAAAACAGAAACCAACUGCUAUCCACACAUUUGCAAAUAAAAGGUUCACCACAUAGAGAGAUAUAAAAUACAAAACUAUGAUCCAUUGUCGUUGUCAACUAUGUACCUUUGAUAUUUUAACAAUAUCCCAACACUUACAAAGCGAAGAAUAAUGAAUGUUUUUUUGAAUAAAAACAAGGACGAAUAAAUUGAAUCCCAUUCAUAGAAGAUAGCUAAACAAAGGGAAGUAAAAAGAUCCAAAGCCCGUUCUACAGUUCAACACCUACAAUAAGAUCAUUAAAGGAAAACAAAAAACAAAUCCACAAAAAAAACAUAAUUCCAUCGAUGAACAUACAACAACCAAGGAUCGCUCAAACCACUUUACGCAAACAUAUAGAAAACAGCAAACAAAAACAGCAAAUACCCACGAGGUUCGUGCGAGGGCAACAGCCAGCUAAAUGUAGUAGAUUAAUGCAACAGAGCGAGUGUUGCAAGUGUUGGAGUGUCUAUCGAUCGAGCGUAUAUGUGACCGAACGGAACGGAUCGAGCGCAAUAGGUCGAUAGAAUAAUGCAUGAUACAUUUGGAUAGACUGAUUCAAUAAAAGUACGAAGCAAAGAACCAUUACACAA
This is a messenger RNA of Anopheles funestus (African malaria mosquito), 4829 nucleotides long. RefSeq names its product carbohydrate sulfotransferase 11-like. Gene Ontology annotation, cellular component: membrane. Gene Ontology annotation, biological process: carbohydrate biosynthetic process. The transcript has 6 exons. Bases 354 to 1829 code for a protein of 491 amino acids. Gene Ontology annotation, molecular function: sulfotransferase activity. NCBI's taxonomy places the organism in Eukaryota, Metazoa, Arthropoda, Insecta, Diptera, Culicidae. The record is from RefSeq and is a predicted model, not a curated record.